Messenger RNA from Neurospora hispaniola, 1962 nucleotides. RefSeq lists its product as uncharacterized. The record is from RefSeq and is a predicted model, not a curated record. The transcript is spliced from 2 exons. Lineage: Eukaryota; Fungi; Ascomycota; Sordariomycetes; Sordariales; Sordariaceae. Bases 1 to 1962 code for a protein of 653 amino acids.
AUGUUCAGGGGCGGUUCAACCAAGCCUGAUCAGGGCGCUGAGGGAUCACGAAAACCACACCAGAGCCCACAAGCUCAAAGGGCCUACAACCAGAUGCGGGAUGUCGAGGAAGAAUUCAAACGUCCAGGGCACUUCAGAGAGGCCCUGCAGCAGCGCGAACGGGGAAGACAGAACGGCAUCAGUGACAGUCCCUACCUCGAGAUCCCAUCACCCCAUAUUAGACGACAUAGAUCGCGUACUGGUUCAAUCGGCAGUACUGGCCCAGCGUCAACACAAGGCUCGGAUGGAGGAGUCGAGGACAGCGGGCGCAAGAGGCGUGGUCAUCGUACCAAACCUUUGGAAGAACCCCAGAGACUUAGAACGGCAUUUAUUCGGACGUACGUUGGUGCUUGCGGAGAAUGUCGCACACGUAAAGUCAAAUGCACACAUUUUGAUGACACCGAGCUCGAGGCAAACUACCAGGCAUCCAAACAGUCAAGACAUCCAUUAGCCCCAAUGUCACCAAGGCCCCAGGUUCCCAUCAGUUCGCCGGGGCCAUAUUCCCCAGUUCAGUGUCCAAACGAACUUUUCGGAGUUGGUAGCCACACCUCUGGUUGCCCUAACCAGCCGAUCGUCAAUCACCACGACCAUCUACCCGACGACAUCGUGCUCGAAAGCCCAUCAACACUGGUCAAUACUUCCAGGGAGCGUUUAUUCCUUUCACGCGAAGACGCCCAGAUCAGCGUUAAUCCAUCCUAUAGCCCAACCUAUAGCCCAGCAUACUCUACCCCUCUUGGCUUUGAUGAUUCAUUCCUCAACUCUGAUCCCGUUUCUCCGAUGCUGUCCUCGUCAGCUUGUUCUGUUGGAGAUGUUGACAAACCUCUUGGCUUACUCAUCAGCAACUCUGCCACCAACAACCUCAUCUGGGAAUGCAAACGAGGGGCCGUCGAUCCAUGGGCAGUUACGCGCACCGAUAGCGAAUCGUAUCAAUGCCACGCACGCUUUCCAAACCACAUUUCUUUUCUGGAUCAUUACAGGACUCAGCACGAGCCCUUCGUCAACGAGAAGAUAGUACGUAGAUGUACGUGCUGCGGCUAUUUCGAAGGGCCUUUCGCUUCGAGAUGCACAAAAUGCCAAAACAGCUUUCACUUCGUCUGCAAUGCCUCUGGCCUGUUGGACACAUGGUAUUACGGUACCAUGAUGUCCCCUGCUCCCAGUUUGACGGCUGGCACAUCGACGAUAACCACGGGGCAAGGCUUCGGAAACGGACUGCUGGGCCCUCCAUCGUUUGUCGGAUCCAACUCUUCCGGACCCAACUCUCAUGUAUCCAACUCUUACGGAUCCAACUCUUACGGUAUCUACGGCAGCAGCUAUGCCGGCUCCAUGAGUAAUCGGACUUUUGGAACAGCACCAAUACCACGGUCUGAACACGCCUCUGCUCACCAAGCCCACCAUACAACCCCAAAACUCGAUCUUGCUCGUGCUCACCACAACAAGAACUCGAUCUCUCCCACAAAGGAGGACCACCCAACAAUACCUCGCCUCGACCACCACUACUACCACCACCACUACUACUUUCCCAAAAAGCCAUUCUCAUUCGCGAAAUGCCGCGCCUUCCCAACGACAGUUUUCCUGAUUUCUGUAUCAGCUGAAAUCUCGUUGGAUCUUAUAAAUCCCAAGCUCAACUUCUGCCUUGCAUUGGUGCACUUUCUCAUCCUGCUGCUUCUACUUCCUUUGGGCUUUUCAGACAUGAAUCCCACCACCGCCUCCUCUUCAUCGUCUAUGAUUGAGCGGAUUGCAGAAGGGACUUUGCGAUAUGUUGGGUCAAUGAGGCGGCAUGGGCACAUACCGUUCGUGCCGGUUGUGCGUAUUGCCGUUGGGGUGUUGGGGAUGUGGAUUGUGAGAUCUGGAUCUCAAUUUGUCCAAGAGGUUGUUGCUGUGGAGGGAGUUACAAGUCUGUUACCGAUGUAUUUGAUUGCAUAA